This is a messenger RNA of Peronospora matthiolae, 1248 nucleotides long. The record is from the annotation of a GenBank genome assembly. Lineage: Eukaryota; Oomycota; Peronosporomycetes; Peronosporales; Peronosporaceae.
AUGGAACAGUUGGACGCUGACACAGCGUUCCUCAACAGUGAGUUGGAGGACCGUGUCUACAUGGAGGUACCAAUUGGCGUUGAGAACGCUCAGAACUAUGUGUGCCAGCUGAACAAGGCCAUCUAUGGACUGAAGCAAGCUGCAAGUGCCUGGAACAAGACCAUUCAUCGGGUAUUUCUUGGGUACGGAUUCAAGAGCUGUGGUGCGGACCAGUGCGUCUAUGUCAAGCGUUCCAAGAGCAAUUUCAUUUACGUCUGUCUUUACGUAGAUGAUAUGAUCAUUGCGGCGAAGACUAGUGAUGAAAUUGAUGACGUGAAAAACGCACUCAAGAGUGUCUUUAAGAUGAAGGAGCUUGGACCGGCGAAAUUUAUCCUGGGAAUGGAGAUCGACCAUAACAUGACUGCUGGAACGCUUAUGAUUAAGCAAACGCGAUACAUCGAUGAUGUGGCGAAACAGUUCGGGCAAGAGAACGCUAAGUCGGUUGACAACCCGUGUGCAACUGGUCUUAAGUUGUCAAAGUCGCAAUCGCCAGCAACGGAUGAAGAGCGAAGAAAGAUGCAAUCGAUACCGUACCGCUCCUUAAUUGGAUGCCUACUGUAUAUCACGACGUGUACUCGCCCGGACAUUUCAUUCGUGGUAACGCAACUUUCUCGUUUCCUGGAGAAUCCCGGGGCGCAGCAUUGGAACGCUGCUAUACGUGUUCUACGCUACUUAAAGACGACUCGCCAGCACGGGAUCAUCUACAAAGGUGGUACUGGCAGCGUCACAGCUGAAGCCUACUCGGAUGCGGACUGGGGUUCCAACCUCGACGACAGGCGUUCUGUCUCGGGGGUUAUGAUCAUGAUUGGGAACGCUCCGGUGGUGUUCAAAUCUAAGUUCCAACGAACGGUUGCCCUCAGCUCAGCGGAAGCUGAGUAUAUGGCUUUAAGCCUAUGCUUUCAGGAAGUGCUAUGGACGCGUGCGAUACUGACGGACAUGGGAAUGGUACAAAUGAACGCUACCCAGAUAUGGGAGGACAAUCAAGGAGCGAUUGCUUUGGCCCAAAACGCUGGUUAUCAUGCUCGGACCAAGCAUGUGGACAUCCGUCAUCACUUCAUCAGAGAGACGAUCGAAGACGGGACGGUUGCGGUAGCGUAUGUGGACACCAAACAUCAAUUGGCCGACAUACUGACCAAGGCGCUAGGAUCCAAGACGUUCAAGUUCCUGCGCGAUGCAAACAGUAUCCAGUGCAAAGAAACCAAGCAGUAG